AUGUGCGGAAUCUUCGCCUGCCACGGACACCCCGACGUCCAAAAGUUCAAGCCGACGGCGCUCAAGCUUGCUAAGCAAGUGCGACACCGCGGUCCUGAUUGGAGCGGCAACGUCACCUGUAACCAGACAAUUCUCUGCCAUGAGCGUCUCAGCAUUGUCGGCGUUGAGUCCGGCGCCCAGCCCUUAACCAACGCCGACGACUCCAUCAUCCUGGCCGUCAACGGUGAGAUCUACAACCACCGCAUGAUCCGCAAGCACCUUAAGAGCACAUACCAUUUCAAGACGCACUCGGACUGCGAGGUCAUCAUCCCUCUGUACCAGGAGCACGACCUCAACGCUCCCCAGCACCUCGAUGGCAUGUUCUCCUUUGUCCUGUACGACAAGAAGCAAGACCGCACAAUCGCCGCUCGCGAUCCCAUCGGAAUCACCACAUUCUACCAGGGCUGGUCGUGGAAGGAACCCGGCGCCGUGUACUUUGCCUCUGAGCUCAAGUGUCUAUACCCCGUUUGUGACAAGAUCAUCGCUUUCCCCCCUGGUCAUGUUUACGACUCGAAGACUGGCGAGACGACCCGCUACUUCCAGCCCUCAUGGUGGGAUCCCAAGAACGUCCCCACACAACCGGCCGAUCUCAAGGUUCUCCGCCAUGCCUUGGAGAAGUCUGUGAGGAAACGCCUCAUGGCCGAGGUGCCGUAUGGCGUUCUGCUCUCCGGCGGUCUUGAUUCCAGCUUGGUCGCCGCCAUCGCUCAGCGCGAGACUCUUCGCUUGCAGAAGGCUGCUCAAGACGCUGGCACUUACAACGAGAACAAGGAUGCUGACCGUGGCGAGGGUCUUGUCGGUAUUGAUGACGAUGGCGACCUGUCGACGCAGACCUACAUGCCUCAGCUCAACUCCUUCUCCAUCGGUCUGCCUGGGUCCCCUGACAACGAGGCAGCUCUCAAGGUCGCCAAGUUCCUCGGAACUCGCCACCACGUCAUGACUUUUACCAUUGAGGAUGGUCUCAACGCCCUCUCCGAUGUCAUCUUCCACCUGGAGUCAUACGACGUGACCACGAUCCGCGCCUCCACCCCCAUGUACCUGCUUUCACGCAAGAUCAAGGCCAUGGGCAUCAAGAUGGUCCUUAGUGGUGAGGGCAGCGACGAGGCAUUCGGCGGGUACCUCUACUUCCACAACGCCCCCGACAAGGAGGCGUUCCACGAGGAGACGGUCCGCCGCGUCAAGAACCUGCACUACGCUGACUGCCUCCGUGCCAACAAGUCGACUUCUGCUUGGGGUCUUGAGGCCCGCGUUCCCUUCUUGGACAAGGAGUUCCUCGAGACGGCCAUGGGCUUCGACCCCAAGGACAAGAUGAUCACCAAAGAUCGCAUCGAAAAAUACAUUAUCCGCAAGGCUUUCGACACGAGCGACGAGCCCGGAACCGAGCCAUACCUCCCCGAGGAGAUUCUCUGGCGCCAAAAGGAGCAGUUCUCUGAUGGUGUCGGCUACGGCUGGAUCGACGGUCUGAAGGACAACGCUGAGCUGCACGUCACCGACGAGAUGAUGAAGAACCCCAAGGCUGAGUGGGGCACUGACAUUCCCGAGACCAAGGAGGCAUACUGGUAUCGCCUGAUGUUCGACGAGCACUUCCCGCCUCGCUGCGCGUCGACCGUCCAGCGCUGGACGCCCACCUGGUCGAAGCAGACCGAUCCCAGCGGACGUGCCAUUGCCGUCCACGACAAGAAGUACGACAACGCUUGCUGA
Emericellopsis cladophorae is the source of this 1737-nucleotide messenger RNA. RefSeq names its product Asparagine synthetase [glutamine-hydrolyzing]-like protein. Gene Ontology annotation, molecular function: asparagine synthase (glutamine-hydrolyzing) activity. The record is from RefSeq and is a predicted model, not a curated record. Gene Ontology annotation, cellular component: cytosol. The transcript has 7 exons. Lineage: Eukaryota; Fungi; Ascomycota; Sordariomycetes; Hypocreales; Bionectriaceae. The coding region runs from base 1 to 1737 and encodes 578 amino acids.